CGUCGGCGAGGAUCGACUUCACCUAGAGGUACAGGUAAACGUAUAGCCUUAUAGGAUGACGAUUACUAAUACUCUAAAUAGAGAUGAAUUCAAACCGAGGAAUAAACGACAGAAUCAAAUUUUGAUCGAAUAUAUAAAAAUUUCUAAAUUUAUAACGAAACUUUUAGCAAGUCUUGUCGCAAUAACGGGAUGCUUUUUCGUUUUACAUCCUUUUACAGUUGAAGACGGGCCGUUUUUACCUUUACCAGCAUAUUUACCAUUCAAAGCUGAUAAAUCACCUUAUUUUGAAAUGAUAUUUAUUGGAGAAAUAAUUGGUAUAGUAACCAGCGCGCUUUGCUAUCUCGCUGUAGAUGUUUUAUUUUUAGGAUUACUCACAGCAAUGUGUGCACAGCUUGAGAUACUGAAUGAUUCAUUGCUGAACCUCGGUGCAGAUACAGAAAUUCAAAAUAAAGCAGCGAUCGAUUAUAAAAGAGAAUCUGAAAUGAUGAGUAUAGAUCUGGUACGAUGUAUCAAACAACAUCGAUAUAUAUUGCAGUUUGUGAAUAAAAUUCAAUCUAGAUUUUCUGUGGUUACAUUUGGACAAUUUAUGUUAAGCGUCCUCGUCCUCUGCACAACAUUGUAUGAAUUAUCAUUGCUCAGUCAAUUGGAUUUCUAUUUGGGUUACAUGAUCAUUUAUCUAUUACUCUUAUUAUCAGAUAUAUUCCUACCAUGUUAUCUGGGUAGCGCAGUUUUUCUUAAGCAUCAAAAAUUAACCAACUCUGCUUAUCACUGUGAAUGGAUAAAUACAGAUGAAAAGUUUAAAAAGAAUUUGUUAUAUUUCUUGACUAUAUCGCAAAAGGAUCUUAAAAUUAGUGCAGGUGGUUAUGUAACUUUGUCUAUUGAUACGUUCAUUACAUCUGUGAUAAAGUUAGAAAGAAAUAAGAAAUACCACAUUGCAGGGUGA
This is a messenger RNA of Diorhabda carinulata, 943 nucleotides long. RefSeq names its product odorant receptor Or1-like. Gene Ontology annotation, cellular component: plasma membrane. Gene Ontology annotation, biological process: detection of chemical stimulus involved in sensory perception of smell; sensory perception of smell. Gene Ontology annotation, molecular function: odorant binding; olfactory receptor activity. The record is from RefSeq and is a predicted model, not a curated record. Lineage: Eukaryota; Metazoa; Arthropoda; Insecta; Coleoptera; Chrysomelidae. The transcript has 7 exons. Bases 56 to 943 code for a protein of 295 amino acids.